AUUCAUCGAAAUUUAUUUUGCAAUUGCAGCACAACAGCAGCAUAGCCAUACUCACUGCUCACUUAUUGGUAUUGGAAUCCAAAUCCAGAUCCUAAUCAAAAUAAAUAGAAAUCGUCGCAUAAAAUAAAAAUGGAAUAUGAAGUAAUAGCGGCAUCAUGGUUGGGGUUGAUCCUGGAAGGGCUGAGAGUGAUACCAAAAAGCCAUUACAUGAUAGGUUUAAUAUGUAUCAUAAUAAUAAUGAUUUACAAUUUCUUAGAAUUCCAUUUCAUUCACGAUGUUUUCCUCACCUUCUUUCGCGGCUCUCCGGUCUCUCUUACUUACAAUCCUUCAUCUCAUGUUUAUCACGGUGUCGCUUCCAAUUGUCGCCUCCUUCACGCCAGGUACAUGGCUACACCUUGGCUCUCAAGUCCUCACAUUCAAACAACAUUUUUGAAUUUCCAUGGGAGACCACCUUUAGUAGAUUAUGCAAGAGAAUUAUUUUAUGCUUCUGAUGGUGGAACUUUUGCUCUGGAUUGGCUGAAGAGUUAUGAUGUUUUGGGAGUGUCAACAUAUGAAGAUGAUAAAACCCCCAUUGUAAUUGUUAUUCCUGGAUUAACUAGUGAUUCUUCUUCAGCUUACCUCAAGCAUCUUGCCUUCUCCACAGCAAAACAAGGAUGGAAUGUGGUUGUAUGCAAUCACCGAGGACUUGGAGGAGUUUCUGUUACGUCAGAUUGCUUCUAUAAUGCGGGAUGGACAAAAGACAUACAAGAUGUCAUCAACCACCUUCAUCAGCAAAAUCCCAAUGCACCUCUAUUUGCAGUGGGGACUAGCAUUGGUGCUAACAUUUUGGUGAAGUAUCUUGGAGAACAUGGGGAAGAUAUUCCUAUUGCCGGAGCUGUUGCUAUCUGCUCUCCUUGGGAUCUUUUGAUUGGGUCUAGAUUCAUAUGUCGCAGGACUGUUCAAAAAUUCUAUGAUAGGGCUCUUACUGUUGGUCUUCAGGAGUAUGCACAACUGCAUCAAACUCGUUAUUCCCGUCUUGCCGACUGGGAUGGUAUUGUAAAGUCACGCACCAUUCGGGAUUUUGACAAUUAUGCUACUCGUCUAGUUGGGAAGUAUGAGACCGUGGAUACAUACUAUAGGCAUUGUAGCAGUGCUCAGUAUGUGACGAAAGUUGCAAUUCCAUUACUAUGUAUAAGUGCUUUAGAUGAUCCUGUCUGUACCUGGGAGGCAAUUCCAUGGGAUGAGUGCAGAGCAAAUAAAAAUAUUGUGCUGGCUGUAACACGACAUGGAGGACAUCUUGCUUUCUUUGAGGGACUUACUGGGUCUAGAUUAUGGUGGGUGAGAGCUGUGAAUGAGUUCCUCGGUGUUCUGCACAACAGCCCCUUCAUGCAUACACAAAAGAAGAAUCCUCAACAUUCUGGACAUGAAUUGUCUGUAGAUCAAGGUCCAUACGUAAAUGUUUCAAAUGGAAUGGUUGCUGCCAUCAGCAAUGAUCCAUUAUCAAGUGAUGUCAUAGAAGAUCCAUAUGAAAAACAAAGAAUCAAUCAAGAAAGUGGUGAUACAGUACCAGAUGCAGAAGAGCAUAUACUCGCUUGUUCCACUGGUCAAAUCUCCAAGCAGUUGGAGGCUAAGCCGCUUGAUGUUACUGCCAUUAUAAGUUGGUUAAACAAGCUGUUUUUGCAAAAUAGAAGAUCAACAUGGAUGCUUUUUUAUAUUGCCACCAUCUCAACAUUGCCAUUACUUGGUCUAGCCCUCCACUUCUUAUUUCGGAAGAAAUUUAAGAAGGUUUUACUAGCGAAGUCACUCAAGUGAUACAUGUGUGGAAGUUGCGUAUGGUAAAUUGUAACUUUUAAAAUCAUGGUAUUGGGCUUCCAUGUAGAGUUAUGGAUAUACAUGUAUGUCCCCUCGAAAUAAGAGCAUUAGCUAACUUGCCAUUUUGAAGAUCUAAUAGAACUGCAUAUACCUAUUUUUUUUUCA
Molecule: messenger RNA, 1956 nt
Organism: Erigeron canadensis
Lineage: Eukaryota; Viridiplantae; Streptophyta; Magnoliopsida; Asterales; Asteraceae
Product: phospholipase ABHD3
Exons: 14
Coding region: 130-1791 (553 amino acids)
Molecular function (GO): short-chain carboxylesterase activity; monoacylglycerol lipase activity
Source: RefSeq, a predicted model, not a curated record